AUGAUGACGAUGAUCCUCCGCGCCCUCCUCCACCUCCAGAGACGCAAGAAGCCACCGCGCAGGGGCAACGAGGGCGACGCCGGGACCAAGGACAAACACCCGCAGCGCAAAGACGGCGAGAGCAGCCGCGCCGCGGGGGAAAAGACCGCAGCCGCGCACCACCACAUCGGCGCGUCCCGGGGCGAGGCCUCCGUCGCGGCCCUCGCGCUCGCGCGCACCAGCGCCGAAGCCCGGCGGGCGCUGCCCGGCCUGCGCAGGGACAUGAGGCGCGCCGAGCGGCUCGCCAGGCGCUCCAGCACGGUCCUGGCGUGA
Messenger RNA from Hirsutella rhossiliensis, 312 nucleotides. RefSeq lists its product as uncharacterized. The record is from RefSeq and is a predicted model, not a curated record. The coding region runs from base 1 to 312 and encodes 103 amino acids. The transcript has a single exon. NCBI's taxonomy places the organism in Eukaryota, Fungi, Ascomycota, Sordariomycetes, Hypocreales, Ophiocordycipitaceae.